This is a messenger RNA of Cooperia oncophora, 693 nucleotides long. NCBI's taxonomy places the organism in Eukaryota, Metazoa, Nematoda, Chromadorea, Rhabditida, Trichostrongylidae. The record is from the annotation of a GenBank genome assembly.
AUGCUGUCGUGUGUUGUUCUGGCAUCAGUGGCUCCUCGACAAGUUGUGCUCGGCCAUCGUGAGAGUUUCCAUCGGCUUGUGCGGCUUAUCCGUUCACAGUUGCACAGUGACCAUCCUCAGAUUGUCGCAAAAACCCUGCAGUCCCUGUCGUCGCUGUUGGCUCGACGUGACAUCAACGGCCCCUUUAUCUCAUCUCUUGGCCGCGAUGUUUUUAAUGUCAUCCGGCCACUCGUCACAGGCGAUGACGUUAUGACGAAAGACAUCACUGAAGAACAGCUACCGGUUAUUCAGGACGCUUUCAAGACUUUGGAGGUGCUGGUAACCGUGGCUUUGAGUGAAAAAAGAAAGUUUUCCCUUGUAUCGUUACUCACACAGUCGCUGUGCCGGUUGUUGUGCGCGAGUUCGGCAGACGAGUGGCGCUUGUUGAGCCCAACCAGCUCGACGGAUCCACGAGUUCGCCCUGCAGCGACUAAAUGCGGUAGCACCAUCGUGGCCAGUGGAGUGUUGGCCUCUCAUCCUGCGCUGAAGAAACGAUUGGAGAGCGCUUUAUUGUUCCAGUCAAGUCGCCAGGUCCAAGCCCAGCAAGUGGCAAAGGCUAAGGCCGUGGCGGAUUCUAAGAGUGCUCACCUAUCACAACAACCAACAAUAAAGCUCACAAUGGAUUUCAAUGCGUUUGGAAAAGCUGCAUCUUAA